This is a messenger RNA of Dendrobium catenatum, 802 nucleotides long. Its product is annotated as transcription factor HY5-like. The record is from RefSeq and is a predicted model, not a curated record. Lineage: Eukaryota; Viridiplantae; Streptophyta; Magnoliopsida; Asparagales; Orchidaceae. The coding region runs from base 205 to 645 and encodes 146 amino acids. Gene Ontology annotation, biological process: response to far red light; regulation of photomorphogenesis; positive regulation of transcription by RNA polymerase II. The transcript has 4 exons. Gene Ontology annotation, molecular function: DNA-binding transcription factor activity, RNA polymerase II-specific. Gene Ontology annotation, cellular component: nucleus.
CGCCAGGAGUUCCUUUCCCUCUCUCCAUCUUGCCAUUAUUUCCCUCCACUUUUGCUCUCUCUCACUCUUCUUUUUCAUGUAUGAUAGAAGACCAACGCCACAAAAUCAUAAAACAGCCACGUUUCCUUCCUCUCCACCAUUCACCUCCCCCCUCCACUGCUAGGAUAUCUCCUUCUCCCUUCCUCUACGACAGAGCCAAUAGCCAUGUCUUCACUUCCGGCCACACUCCGCUCUCCGCCACCGCCGGAGCCAAAACCAGAGGAUAGCGAUGAGGAUCUGUUCACCGUUCCCGACGUUGAGUCAGCUCCAGGAAACAGCUCUCCGGCGGCGAUCGAGGCAGCGAAAGUUUCCGGCGAAGGGCCUUCGAAGUGCAGGAAGGGCCGAAACCCGGCAGAAAGGGAGUACAGAAGGCUCAAAAGGCUGCUUAGGAACAGAGUAUCCGCUCAACAAGCCAGAGAAAGAAAGAAAGUUUACGUGAAUGAUCUUGAAUCCACAGCCACACACUUGCAGGAGCAAAAUAUGAAACUGGAAGAAAAGAUUUCCACAUUGGUUAAUGAGAACACAAUGCUUCGAAAGGUUCUCAUGAACGCCAGGCCAAAGAGUGAUGACAGUGGAGAACAUAAUGAAAAGACCGCAAAUUUUUAAUAUUUAGUGUUAUAUAUUAACAUUCAUGAGCUAGCUAACUCUUUGAAGGAAAAAAUUUGGAAGUAAUUAUUAUAUUUCCUGUUUUCCCCAAAUUUUUUUUUUUUAGAUUUCCCCAAAAAAUAUAUAUAUAUUUCCUGCUGGCACUGUACUUUUUCUA